This is a messenger RNA of Mya arenaria, 6286 nucleotides long. Its product is annotated as pregnancy zone protein-like. Gene Ontology annotation, cellular component: extracellular region. The record is from RefSeq and is a predicted model, not a curated record. The transcript has 37 exons. Gene Ontology annotation, molecular function: endopeptidase inhibitor activity. Bases 86 to 5389 code for a protein of 1767 amino acids. Lineage: Eukaryota; Metazoa; Mollusca; Bivalvia; Myida; Myidae.
UAUGUGUCGGACUCUCUCUGUUCGGUUUAGUGUCGAGGCAGGAAAGGUUUUAUUAGAAGGAGGGCGAAGUUAAAUAGUCGGGAAGAUGCGGCAUUUAGGACCGUGUCGGCUUCUGUUGUUGUUGUUAGCGGUAGGGUGGACGUUCUGCGAGAGUGACGUGAAGUUUGUUUUCUCGAUGGGUGCCGUGAUGCGGCAAGGGGGAACUAACCAGAUGUGCCUGCUUUUGGAGAACCUCGCCUCCUCCUAUGAAGGUCAGGACAGGAACGUCGCCAUCAACAUGGACAUGAACGUCAGUUAUGGCGAGGAGAUUGAUUUUCCGGAUUUCGCGAUGGAUAUGCCAAUUGACGACUCGGUGGAGAUUCAGGAUCGAAUGUAUUUCUGUCAGAAGUUUGAUGCCCCCAAGGAAGGGCGAUCUUACAUAGCAACUGUCAACAUUACCCUUAACAACGGAAACUCACAGGAGCUAUUUGGAAUGUCCCAAACCGUUGUAGUGGUCGCCCCAUCUCCGUCCAUCACACUAAUACAGACGGACAAACCAAUCUACAAGCCGGGCGAAACAGUCAGAGUCCGUGUCGUUACCAUGGAUACUGAACUUGUACCCAACCGAUUUUUCUACCCGGAAAUCACCAUUGAGACUCCCGACGGUCUUCGGGUAAUGCAAUGGAACGAUAUCCAGACAGAGUCAGGCUUGGUGACUCUAGAGAUGCCACUGAGCUCAGACCCCGUUCUCGGGGAUUGGAAUAUCAAAGUCGUAAGUGAAGAUAAGACAAAAGCCAGUGAGGAACAGACGUUCAAGGUCGACGAAUACGUGUUACCAAAGUUUGAGGUGACUGUUACCCCACCCUCCUACUUGUUACCGACCAACAAAAAGGUUUCAGGAACGGUCUGCGCCAAAUACACAUAUGGGAAGAACGUACAGGGUACACUGCGUCUGGAGGCGUGCUUCAGGUCAUGGUAUUGGAUCAGGCCUAAGAGUGACGAGUUACGACCCUGCGCUGUUAUCAUUGCCGAUAUUGACGGCUGUUAUGAAUUCCACAUUGAUGCGGAUGAGCUACGAUUGGGGGAAUCACGUUUUUCCUCCUACGGCCGACUGACGCUUCAAGCUAACGUCACAGAGGAUGGCACAGGUGUGGAACUGUACGGUGAGAGUGACGGACCUUCUAUGUCGAUGAACGUUCUUACUCUGGCUAUUGAGGACGACUCAGAUGGGUUUUUCAAGCCUGGCUUCCCCUACAGGGGCAGGGUUGUCGUAACUAACCCUGAUGGUACUCCUGCCCCUGGCGAGCUGAUUCAAGUCACUCUUCAGAACCGCGGCUGGAAAGAGGACUACUACUGGCAGGCAAACUUCACCUCGGAUGUCAACGGAAUCGUCCAUUUUGCAAUAUCUGAGCUGAACGAUGCAGGGGGAGAAUACUAUCUAGAGGCGGAAGCGGUAGUUUAUAGUGACGACUGGCGCUACACAAGUGACACGUAUUUCUACCGGACAUGGACGUCUGGCGCAUACAAGACACUCUCCCAAUGGUACUCGCCCUCCAACAGUUUUAUAUUCAUUCCGGAAGUGACGGAAACGACGCCUUGCGAUGGCACUUCGGAAAUUGACGUUUAUUACACGGCGAUGGAAGGAGAAGAUUACCGGUUUACAGUGACAGUUCUCUCCAACAAAAUGUGGCUCAGCACAGAGGAAAUCGCACAGACGUUUGAUGGGACCUCCGCCAUCAUCGCGGGCCUCAAGCCUUCUGAGAUCCUCAAGAAAUACAAGACAGAACAAACCGAGUACUACCCACUUCCUCCUCUACCGGAUAUAUACUAUGACGGACAGGAAGAUUCAUCAGAUUCAUUAGAUGAUGUCGGGGCCGAAAACAUGCCCAUAGAAAACACAACCAUGGUUCAUGAAGUUCCGGUAGUCGAGGAAACCAUUGUUCCGGAAGUUGCUCAUACUCUCGGCGAAUCAGAGCAACCGAUGCCUGAAAAGAAAGCUAUAGGACAUUUCAAACUACGACUUCCGGUUUCGGAUGAAAUGACACCGGAAGCAACCGUGCUUUUGUACUACAUGAGGUCGGAUUAUGAGAUCGUUGCCGCGACGACCACUAUCAAGGUCCAGAAAUGCUUCAGGAAUAAGGUGCAGAUGGGUUUCAACAAAGCAGAAGCGCGUCCUGGAGAUGAGGUGGAGUACCUCCUGCAGGCGGCCCCGGGAUCCCUGUGUUCCGUGGGAAUGGUGGACAAGAGUGUCACUUUGUUGGCUGGAGACAACCAUCUCACUCCUGACGAGGUGUUGAAAAGAGUGAACGAGGCCAAGCGCGUCUACGCGCACACUUUCUACUAUGACGAAGAUGGAGCAUACUGUGAUAAAUACUUCCAGAAUCACUCACCAACACAAUCCCAUCCGGAUGAGCGCUGGUAUUCCUCAUCUCCCGUGGGAAAUGACGCGUCAACUGCAUUUAGGGAUGCCAGAGUUUGGGUAGCGUCCAACGGUGUAUUGAAGUCGAGGCCAUGCAAAAAGUACGCACCGGUCGCAUAUGCGUCUUACCUCGGGGGCCCGGUUCCAAUGGAGGCCCCUGAGUCACUUUCGGGCCAAGCCGGUCUUGCUGAUAAUACCGAUACACGAAUGCUGCAAAUGAGACGUGAUGGUGUCGACAAUUCUAAGUCAGGGGUAGUAGAGCGAAUCCGAAGCGUCUUCCCGGAAACUUGGUUAUGGGACUUUAUUCAGAUGGGAGAUACUGGUACGAUGGCCAAGCAAACGGUUAUGCCGGACACAAUCACCGAGUGGCAAGGUAACGCUUUAUGCAGUCAUCCGUCUUCCGGUGUGGGCGUAUCUCCGCUGACGUCAAUAACAGGAUUUCAGCCGUUCUUCGCUUCUAUGACCCUUCCGUAUUCGGCGGUCCGCGGAGAGACACUUCCGGUGACCGUCACCGUGUUUAACUACCUCGAGGAGUGUGUAGCGAUGGAGGUAACGCUUCGGGAGGCGGACGGUUUUGAGUUUACUGGAGCGAGCGGCAAUUCCCGGCAUUUCUGUCUAUGCGGGGGCGAUAGCGAGUCGACCAAGUUCUAUAUCAUACCAACCAUCAUCGGCGAGAUUGACCUCACAGCCACGGCGGUAUCGGUUGCUGAUCAGAUGUUGUGUACCAACGUGAACCUGAACACAGAUUACGUCGGUGUGUCUGACGGCGUCCAGAAGCAGCUCCUUAUUGAGGCAGAGGGUCAACCCAAAGAGGAAACUAGCAGCGCUUACAUGUGUGCUAAAGAUGGCGUGAGUGACGUAGAACUGGUCGAACCGCAGUUUCCGGAAUUAUUGGUUCCCGAUUCCACAAGGGCAACUGUCGCCAUUGUAGGCGACAUCAUGGGACCAACCCUUUCCAAUCUGCAGAACCUUUUGAAGAUGCCAUACGGAUGUGGUGAGCAGAACAUGGCAUCUUGGGCCCCAAACAUUUUCGUGCUUCAGUACCUCGAUGCCACUAGACGCUCAUCCCCCGAAAUCACGGACAAAGCCACUGGAUAUAUGCGGAUAGGUUACCAACGGCAACUGAAGUACCGCCACAACGACAACGCGUACAGUAUCUGGGGAGAGAACCAGUAUGGGAACGAAACCGGAAGUUUAUGGCUCACCGCCUUUGUCGUCAAGUCAAUGGCACUCUCUGCCAAAUACGUCACGAUUGACGAAGAUGAUGUCAACAAAAGUGGUUUGUGGAUCCUAUCCCACCAACAGGAGGAUGGCUGUUUCCCUAAGGUUGGAAAAACGUUCAGCUCUUACCUGAAAGGUGGGCUGGAUGGGGACGAGGUAACAGGCCUGACCGCCUUUACACUAGUGGCCCUGCUAGAGGGAGGCUUCAGCAGGAGCAACCAGAGUGCCAUAGACAAGGGUUUCUCGUGCAUUGGUGCCAUGGAUCUGCAGGCAGUGGAUACGUACACCCUGUCCGUCAUUGCGUACGCAUACAGCCUAUACAACCCGAGCGAUGAUCGCACCACCGCCGUUCUCGCAGAGUUGGACAAACGCAAACUGACACGAUCCGGUCAGACUCACUGGGAACGGACACCGGAGGCAGAUAAAGAGAAUGAAGAUGAUGCCGGCUGGUGGUAUUACGCCGCGCCGUCCGCCGAAGUGGAGAUGACUGCCUACGUUCUUCUGGCAUUGCUGGAGACUAAAACCAGCGUGGACGAGAUGGCGCCUAUCGUGCAGUGGAUUUCUAGACAGAGAAAUGCUUACGGAGGUUUCUCCUCUACACAGGACACUGUGGUGGCGCUGCAAGCGUUGGCUAAAUUCGGCGCCGUAUCCUUCUCGGGAGAACAGGAUUUGCAAAUUGAUGUAAGACAAGAUCGUCAGGCAUAUAAUUUCAGAGUGACAGCCGACAAUAAUCUUGUAUACCAGUCCACCGACCUUCUAAAUACAGAACCUGUCGAAAUAUCAGUGUCCGGUUCGGGCUGUGUUCUCGCCCAGGUGAACCUAAAAUAUAAUGUCUAUCGGACGGAAGAUACAGGUCCGGCGUUUAGCGUUGAAGUACUGGUCUACAGAUCAAGGACGCAGAAGAACAACUGUGCAAUGCGAACGUUGGAAGUCUGUGCAAGUUACUUGAAGAGUGGAGUUUCAAAUAUGGCUAUUGCGGAGAUCAAAAUGCCUACUGGCUGGGUUCCUGUUACAAGCACCCUAGAUCAGCUCGUUGGGACAGGCCGGAUCCAGAAGUACGAGAUCGAUGAAAACUUUGUAGAGCUCUACUUUGACGAGUUUACAAGUAAAAAGAGCUGUGUGGACUUCGAGGUUGAGCAGGAAAUUCGAAUGAGCCCUCUCCCCGCCCGUGUACAGGUCUACGACUACUACGAAACAAGAUACAGCGUUACAGUGGAUUACAGUAUCGCAACGACGUGUGGAACGAAGCAAGAAAUCCCCUUGGAUAAUGAAGGCAUAGAUUGCUCCGUGAUGCAGUGUCGCGUGACGGAGGAAUUCAGCAGGGGCUGUCCCAGCUGUCCUGAUACAGAACUUUCUAUGGAAGAAGUACAGAAACUUCAUUGCGAAUCGUACGCUAUAUAUAAGGCAAUAGUCGGCCGAAGUGGUGAAUACCCCAUCAAAAUAAAGGCCGAUCUACGACCGAAAGAGAAGAAAUCAAUGGACGACUUUGUAGGGUACAGGCUCGGCGCCGACUGUUCAUGUCCCAUCUUGGAAUCCACAGAGGCCAGAGCGAUUAUAUUCCGAAGUAAGGGGUCAACAGAGAACGACAGGGAAAACCUCGACUUCAAUUUUGCCGACACCAUCUUACUUUUAAACAGUAAAACGGAACGCACUGUCCGAAAGCUUGCCUCGAGGAACAACAUUUGUGGAAAACUUGACAGGCUUAGGCGCUCAAAGUCAGCCUCUAGUGAGCGCAAAUUGAACAGAUUGUUUCAAAAGCUAGGCUUCUGAUAUAUCUACUAUCAGGUCUGCACUACAAAGCAUCAGUGAACAAUACUAGCCUAUCUUUAUAUAGUUCAUAAAUAGUAUGCCAUAUUUAAUACUUUGUGUAGCUAAUAUUGUCACUUUGUUCAUAUUGAUUAUGAAUAUUGAAUUUAAUUUAGGAGAUUGUAGAAGAUAGCUGGUUAAGAAGGUGUGAUCAGUUGUUAUGAUAAAAUUGUUCUCCACAACAUGAUGAAGAAUCUAUAAAUCGUCAUCCAGUGUUAACCUCUGCGCUUGACAAUGGUCAAGUAUGCUGUUGACACGCAGAUUGUGUAUUUGUCAAUGUUGGCAUCAUUGUCAGCUUAUGACUUUGUUCAUUAAUCCGUUUUAGCAUUAUUGAUUAAAUUCACAAACACUGGUUUAAUAUUGAACAAUAUGAAAAUGACAUUUUACACAUCUGCGACCAGUUACUAAUGACCUAUUGUCGCGUUUGGUUAACGUAUGGUUGAUUUCAAUGUGGCUUUGAGCUUGAAUAUGCCCCCAAAAACGGAAGUUGCCAUAUGUGAAAUUAAUUGUAGUUUGAUUUAGAUCUCCCCAUGACCUUGGCUUGCCACAUUGUAUGUGAACAGAGUGACUUACUUCAAGUUUGAAUUUCAACAUGGGUAGUGACGCUGUUAAAGACAGUCGAAAAUCCCAUUGUAGAUUAUUCACUUGUUGAUCAUAUUGCUUUUCUUGUACGCGACACAGAGUAAUCGUAAUAGUUUGUAUACUUUUCAUGAACAGCAGUGUAUUAAGGGCUUCUAUGUAUAGCGUGAAUUGAAACCAAGAUUGUAAAGCUUCAUCACAUUAUCUGUGCAAUAAUUAACUAUUUAGCUUGUGUUUAUAUAUGUUUUGUACUUUUGAAUAAAAACAUAAAGAAAAGUGUAA